Messenger RNA from Plodia interpunctella (Indianmeal moth), 17378 nucleotides. RefSeq names its product HECT and RLD domain containing protein 2 (gene HERC2). The transcript has 89 exons. Gene Ontology annotation, biological process: protein ubiquitination. The coding region runs from base 185 to 14698 and encodes 4837 amino acids. Lineage: Eukaryota; Metazoa; Arthropoda; Insecta; Lepidoptera; Pyralidae. The record is from RefSeq and is a predicted model, not a curated record. Gene Ontology annotation, molecular function: metal ion binding; ubiquitin-protein transferase activity.
UGUCAGUUUUCGGAUUUCCAUUGAUUGAUCGUGUAUAUUUUCGUGUUAGUAAAACAUUAUUUUAUAUUAUUAACAAAAUGAAGAAUAAGAACAUUACGUUUCCAAAUCUUUGAUCGACUUAUACUACUCAUAGAAUUUUUAUGAAAAUGGUCUAACAAGUGUGUUGCAAACGCCGGUUGCGAAAAUGUCUGUCCCUGACGAACACGACGAUUUCAUAUUUCGUCCUCAGCUGCAUUUGGAUGCCAAGUGGUUAAAUCCUGACUUACAGGAUGCCCUACAUGAUCCAGAUUCAUUAAGUUCUUUGUUUAAUGGCCUCAUACAGGACAGAGAACUAUAUUUUGACGCCGGAAAUGGACUUGUAAACGGAGCCGGAAUUACAGCGAAACUUGGGGACAGUGGCAAAUAUUAUUGUGGACUUCGGAUCUUGACCUGCACCUGUUGUGAUGGGCUGUGUGGACCACACUCCGGGUGUGCAUGCACCCCCUGCUCUAUUCUCUCAGCUGAGGAGGAACUUCGUCAUGCUCUUCAGUUAAAAAUCAAAGCACCACCACCUUCCAUACAAGUAAUAGAUGACCUCAAGUGGAAACUAGAUCCAGGCCCUGAAUGUCUUAAAAAUCUCAUGGAAUCUCUCAUAUGGGAACAGCGUGUGCGAGCCAUAAACACAGCAGUCAGUUGUCCAUUAAUUUCUCAGAUCCGUCGCUUGAUAGUGCUGUGCUAUAGACAUCUUGUAGCUGUUAUUAGAGAUCAAAAUCACCAUAAGGAAGUAAAAAAGAUCAAAUUAGACAAAAAACCUCCACACGGCGUCAGCAAUAGAGCCCUUAGCAAUGUUGUUAAUACUUUGAACAAACCUGUCGACAUGAGUACUGAUAGUCAAGAAGAUGGAGAGGAGCAGACUGAUGAUACCGAAAACGCAUUCGGCCUCGCUCGCGUCGGUGCUCGAGCCGCACUUCGCCUCGCGUUGUCACUGGUGCGGCGCGCGUGGCGUUGCGGCGAGGACGCGGACGUGUGCUCGGCGCUGCUGCGUGACGCACUGGACGCGGUGCGCGCGCUGCCCGACGCGGCGCUGUUCGCCGGCGCGGGCGCAGCGCAACAAGCGCCGCGUUCGCAGAAGAUAUGGGCGGAGGUCGUGGACAGCGCCGCUAAGUUCCUACAUCAAGUUGUGGCUGGAGAAGUCGGGUGUAAUGUUCCUUUAGGUGAUUGGAGGACGUCACUUUGUGUGUGGGUGGAGUUGUGUGCCCGUCGCGCUGAGCUGCCAGCUUUGUUGAAAGCUGCAGAUGUUUUAGUUACCUUGCCACCGCGUCAGAAAAGGCAGCCAGAUAAUAGGAUAACUCUAGAAGAAUGCACCGCACCGCUUGGACCGUUUCUAAGACGUAUGGCCAAAGUGCCGGCGCCUAAUCCUAUUGUGAACAACGAACCAAUUACUGAAGUCAAUCCUACAGAAAUCUAUCUUAGGGACCUAAGUUUACCGAGCGGCGACGGCUUGAUGGAAGUGAGAAAAGCAGGUAUCGCAUUACUGUGCCACCUAGACCGACUCGGAGCACCUUUGUUGCCUCCUUUGAAAGGAUUUGUUACAUGUACUGAAUCUGCCCAAGAAGUGGUUUCAGUUGGUUCUGGACAUAUCAGCUUGGGAACACUUAGAAUCCAGCAGAUCGCGUGCGCUGAAAAAUUAGCAUUACUGUUGACUCAAGAAGGUGCUGUGUACACAUUCCCUUAUGAUACUAUGACGCCGCACCUCGCACCAGGUCUAGAAAACAAGACAAUAAUUCAAGUGGCGUGCCACGGCAGCGGGCGCCACUUCCUGUGCUGCUCGGAGGACGGGGGCGUAUGGUCGUGGGGCGCCGGCGAGGACGGGCGCCUGGGGCACGGCGACACGGCGCCCCGCGACGCCCCUGCCGCCAUACACCACCUUGCGCACCAUGAGGUCGUCAGGGUCACCGCAGGGACCGCCUGCAGUGCCGUGAUUACAUCCCGCGGCGCUCUAUACACUUGGGGCAAAGGCGCACAAGGCCGACUUGGUCACGGCACUCUGGAGAGCUGUCUCACUCCUCAGCCCGUAUCGUUCAGCGCACAUAACAUCGAGCGAGUCAUCGACGUAGCUUUAGGCUGGGGCGAGGGCCAGACCCUGUGCUGCACGUGGGAGGGCGCGGUGCACGUGUUCGGCGACAGCGAGGGCGGCGCGCCGCGUGCGCUGGCCGCGCUCCGCGUCUCGCGCGUCUACACCGGCGACGGCUGGCACGCCGUGCUCACUGACGGUGGGCAAGUUUAUACGUGGGGAAAAGGUGACGGCUAUCGACUGGGUCAUGGAAAUUUAGAGAGCCUUAAAACACCGAAGUUAUUAGAAGCUCUACAAGACAUCCGCAUCGUGGAGCUGUCGCUGGGCGCGAGCCACGGCGCGGCGCUGUCGGCGGAGGGCGCGCUGUUCGCGUGGGGCACGCACGAGCGCGCGCAGCUGUCCAGGCCCGUGCCGCAGCCGCUGCAAGCGCUCAACCCUUCAUUCAAGGCGCACGGUGUAACAUGUGGUCCUAAUCAAAUCGUAGUAUGGAGCCAAGAAAGUCCUAGAGAUCUCCCGUCUUCCAUGCCAUUCGUUAUAGAUUUAUCUGAUAGCACUUUUAAGUUUUUAGAAAGGCUGUUAAGGAUAGUAGUGGAACAAAGUAAUUCAUCACCUAUCCAGGAAACAGAAUGCAUAGCCAUUGCUUGUUUGAAUCUCCUACGGUUACAGGUGCACGCAUGGCAAUGUUCUCUCGGCGAAGACAACGACGAAAUCAACGCCAAUGGGGAAAAGCCUUCUUGGUGCAACGGAGUGCAUACCGCUUUAGUAGCAUUGGUUGAAGGGAGAGCGGGGCCGGCCGCCGCAGCCGCGGCUAGACGGGCGUUGGCUGCGGCUUGGCCGCUGUUGUUACCAACGCCGCAGAUACGGGCGCACCAUCUCAUUGCGCUGUUACCGCAAGGUGCAGUGCCGGCUAGUGCGGGAGCUAGAUUCAUGACAGAACUCCUGGUGUGGUCGCUCCUGGGCGGCGGCGGGCUACGCGAAGCGUUGCAGAACGCUUUGCAAGUCAAUCUCUCUGAUGCGUACAAUCAUUUGCAGUUGGAUAUAGAUUAUGACCAAGUUGACAUCAUAACUGGUCAAAAAGGACCGCGUUCUACCACUUCAGGGGAGAAUGGCGAAAACGUACCUGGGUGCCCUGAAGAAUACCAGUUGAAUAAUACAGCAAUAUCCGACAAGGGCGCUUCGGUCCCUCUCAUGCAUUUGGUAAAGCAUCUGAUCCGCAAUACUAGCUGUCAAACUCAGAUGCUCAUAAGCGCGAUAAUGAACGGUGAUACGAGCAAGACUGACGACCCUAAAGGACAUGACACGGUCAGUCCGAGCUGUGAUCUGCUUAUUCGGUUUCAAAGACUUUUAUUUUGCGAAGGCAUGUGGACACGAGGCGGGCGGAGCACCCGCGGCGGAGUCAGAGCCCUACUCACAGAAUACAUAGCCAUGUUGUCGGAACAUGUUCAAUCCACGCUGUCUUCAUUCACGAGAUCGGUUCAUAGAGCGGAUAACACGCAACUUGAGGCACUGUGUGACUUGAUUUCUGCUGAUAUUGUUGGUCGUGUUGUGAGCGAAUUAGGUGCCUGGACGAACGCGUGCGCAGCGCGAACGCCCGGUGCUUUAGCUGACGCUACCAGUUCCUUGGUUAAGAUCGCCAGGGCUUGUGACGACGCAGCCAAAGUGCUGCCUACUGCGAUUAGGCUAGACGCCGAUGUCCUAGGCUGGCCUGGAUUGGUGGCCAAGACUAAGCCACAGAACAAUAGUGUUAUACGCAAGUGUGACAUCCAAAACCACACAAAGGAAGGUGGCUCGUGGAUUAUUAUAUCUGGCUACGUGUACGACGUCGAAAAUUUUGAUUGCGCAAGCGCAAGUACAGUGGAACUAGUACGGAAACUGCGCGGUUGCGACGCGACGGCUGCUUUGAGUGUGGAACCUCACGCGGCGUAUCUGUCACGCGUCACUGAGAAAUGUGUCGGACUGUACGCCAGUCAGAUGUAUGCUCAUCAGUGUACUGAAAGUGAGUCGAGCCUCCGAGCCCAUCACGUGUUAUCGUCAUGCGCGUUCAACAUAGCGCUGGGAAUCAGUCAGUGCGGCGUGCGGCUGGCGCGGGCGCUGCCCACACAACAAGCUGAGCGGGACGCCGCGCCGUACGCCGCUGCGGUUUUCUUGAGAGGGGGCUUGCAGGUCUCGCAACUAACAAAUCCGUUCGAAGAAGAGAAAGCCGAGGCCCGCAGCGGGUCGUCCACCGGCGGCAACAGCCCCGCCAGCGAAGCCCCGCCGGCCCGCGCCAGGCCUCCGCCCCGCGUCCACUUGAACAAUGUACCAAAUAGCACCGGUAGUACUGCGGCGGCUCAACGCGCGGACCAACUGUUAUUUGCCCUCGCCGAGCCUAAACUACAUGACCCUCUUGCCCUACACCUCUGGUGGGCGUGCGAGAGGCGAGAAGGUUGCGCUCCACAUUUCCCUCCGGAACACCCAUUAGAAGAGUUGCGGCGCGCAAUGUUGGCAGCUCUGCUGUUCCAGGCUGGACUCAAGGAACAUGCUUUGGCCACUGCGAUUGCCGAGAUGGAGAAAGGUGAAGUGAAGCUAUCGCCAGCUAUGUCGGAAAUAGUCAAAGCGGUGCAGCAAAGCAAAUGGACGUUGAUGAGGACCAGGCAGCAGUUGUCGCGAGGUUACAAAGAGGUCUGCGCAGCGCCGUUAGAACGAGCCCGUUUCCUCCUACACGAGGUUCGCGCGGCGGUGUCGCCCGCAGUUUCGGCGCUACGCAACCGACCGCCGUCGCGACGGCCGCCGACCGCGAAGAGAAUCUUCCAGAAAGUCAUGCGAGCGUCUAAGACUCCUAGCUUUAAUAAAUGUUUCGAAACCACCAAAGAUCUGAGAAAUAGACAAAAUAGCCUGAGCAAAAGCAUGUUUAAAGCAACGGGAAGUUUGUUACAAGGCGACGCAUUGUUGAUUAAAUCAUCUAUUGCCAACUGCAGUAAAACUCCUGAAGACAUUCCACCCAGUAUUAUAGUAGAGCAUCACAGAACCCAUUCUAAUAUAGAGGCAGCUGGUGACUCUAAAGAAUUAGCUAAUCAGCAAACGAAAUUAAUGUUGAAAAUAAAAGACAAACCCCUCGAAAAAGAUCUAAAGAAUGCGUCAAAUGACGACGAUAUGAGAAACGAAGGUCGAAGCGAUCUGAAGCUUCCAAACCUCGCAGAGAAAGAAGAUAUUUUAGACAAAGAUCAUGAUGACAAAACGCCCACAAACGAAAUCUCAAUUAGUUCGAUAAACGAUAUGACUGAUAAUUCUAUUCUGAAAGAAUCUAUGGAGAGUGAGAAACAGGUGAUGCUGCUCGCUGAUGAUCUCAAAACUGAUCUCAUUAUGGCUGAUGAAGAAAAGGAUGAUGAUAAUUCUGAAAGGAAUAAGUUUGUGAAUGCUUGGGUUUCAAGACUGGCAUGUGAAGAAAAAGAUUUGUAUUGGCUUUUGGAAGAAGUGACACCAGAACAGCAAAGUUUGACUACUGCGGUUAUAGAUUUCAUUAUGACUGAAGAUCCUUGUGAUAUUGAUAUACUAAGAAGAGCACUGUAUUGCCAGGUACAAAGAGCUGAAAUGAGAAAAACAGGAUACAACAUGAUAAAUACGAUAUUACAUUCCUCUCAAACUAUGUCUGAAAGUGUAAAAUACGCAGCUUUAUCAGGUCUGUUGGGUAUCUCUAUGGCCUCUUCAGUUCCCAGUGUACCUGUGAAACCUACUAUUCCAUUGAUUCCACCUUUAAACGGGAUCGAAUCUGUGAUACCUUACUCGAAAUACAUGGUGCUUCUAGAAAGAGCGAAACUUAUAGACUUUGUUCUAAUAGAGUUAAAAGCUAGAGUAUUGGAAGGGGAGCAUACGCAAGCGCUCCCGUUAAAGAUGAGUGCUAAUUACGGAGCACAUGCGUUGUUGAAUCGUCCCGCAAGAGCAAGAUUUCUAAUAACAUUAUUAUCCCUCCUUAUUGAGGGUUGCCAAGGGCCGGAAUUAGAACAACUUAUAAAUGGUGGUGCUCUGAGCUCUUGCCUUACACUAUUGAAACAAAUAGGCGGAGACACAUUGCAACAUUGUUCUCUAAUUUUCCAUGGACUGAAAGCCAAAUCGGAUUGUUUAAUCAUUUACGAAGAUGAAAGACUUGGUGCUCGUGCAAAAGGCGCUUCACUUUCAGGACCUGAACUUGCUUCAUUGAUGAAGAUUGGUACUAGAGUUGUUAGAGGGAAGGACUGGAAAUGGGGCGAUCAGGACGGAGUGCCUGGCGGAGAAGGUCGUGUAAUAGGUGAGCUAGGUGAAGACGGAUGGGUGCGUGUAGCAUGGGACGCUGGCGGCACUAACUCGUAUCGAAUGGGGAAGGAGGGGAAAUAUGACCUUAAGCUAGCACGGUCCCCUUCACCCCCUCCGUCUGUGGAUGAGACUGUACAUGGGACAGUAGUGGACAACAACAUAGAAUGGUGGCCAGUGAGCGAAGUCCGGGCGGCUUGUACUGGGGCCAUCCGGGCGAUGUGCGCGGCCGCCGGCGCGGGGACCUCGCUGGCGCCGCACUCGCGCCCCGGGACUGUGGCGAGGAGGAAUGUCGCUGCGUUACAGAGGAGAUUGUUGACACUGGCGCAUGCGCACGCUACGCCACCGCCUACGGCCUUCGCUGCGCAUUAUCACACCGCUUUGGCGUUGCUUAGAGCGAGCGCUCAAAGCCCAGAGAUGAGGAUAUCUUUAUGCACGGAUUCGUGGUUCGAACUCUGCUACAGUAUUAUUUCCGCAACAGAUAAACCUAUUUGUCAAGAUUUAAUUUAUCUCCAAAUCCAAUCACUAUGGCUGCUUCGAAGGGUUUUGGUAGAACACAGUGGACCUACUGAAUGGCGACGUACUGUCGGUGCGCAAUUGUUAGCUCUGAUUGGCCGAUUGUGGUUGGAAACCCAUUCGUCUGAUCCUGCGCUCAGGCCGAAUCAUUUGGCUGUUACACCUAAUAUGGAUGAAGAAGAAGUCGACAACAGAUGGCGUGCCCCCGCUACUGCCAGUUACACGGGCGGCACUUGCGCCGCGUUGGUACAACUAGUGCGGCAGCUUCACACUGCUCCACAGUGGCAUACUCCUAUUACUACGUUGUUGCUGGACAAACUUCAGCUUGCUGCUCAAAUGAUAACCAGCGAUUGGCAUUGGUGGCCGCACACUAGUCAAGAUUUAACGCAAACGAGUAAACCAAUGCCACCUACGCUUGAUACUUGUUUAAUAGCUGGUGCCUUGGGAGUUGUGGGUGGAGUGGAAUGGAGGAUACGGCUUGGGCAGCGAGUAUCAGCUGGUUCUCCUCCGAAAAACGCGAUCGUCACGCAAAUGUCGCAAAGGGCAAAAAUCACGUUGGUUCACGAUGAUAAUUCUACAACUAAGACUGAGUUAAGUGGCAUACAGAGUGUAGAGCCGGAUCGCCUGAGUCUCCCGCUGGGCGGCGGAGAGAGCGCGUUGCGUGUUUGCGCUGCGUUGCUCGGCGCCGGCCCGCAAGCCAAGCCGAUGCAUCCACACCAUUUACCUGCGGAUAUAGACGUCUAUGGACUGAGGAAGCAACAGAUGGAGCUAUUGACUCUAUGCGCAGUUCGAGGGUUGCUUACAACACGGACGCGUCUAAGAAAGGUUCUAAUGCAGCCGCCUGAUAAUGCCAGUACUUUGGAACGUGGAACUAGUCUCGGCACAGAAGGAACUCUGCUUCGACGACUACUGGCCUUAGCCACUCGGCCGAGCCCACUCGCCGCCUCGCAUACUCCUCGAGAAUUGGCAGCUGCGGCCGUCACUAUUAUUCAGCAGUUGGCUGCUCAUGUCAACGGUGACGAAAAAGAGCACGAUACUCAACCAGACUUACCUAUAAUAGACAAGAGUAAUGUAAUGCAACUUUCACAUGGACCAUCGACGAGUACGGCGUCCUUGUCGCGCAAAGAUCUUAACACUUGGGCAAAUUCAUCGCAAGUGCAACAAGUUAUUGAAAUGGGGUUUUCAAGACACGCUGUGUAUGCAGCGAUACAAGCUUUAGGUGGUACUAGUUUACCUUCAGUAGAAUCACUAGUAGCAUAUUUACUAGAGCUACCGCAACAAGGCAUGGAGGACACAGUGUUCGAAAUCAAACCUCACUCCUCAAAGAUCGAGAAGAAGCAGACGCCGUACAGAUGGCGCAGUUGUUUCGCAUCCGAAGACGAGUACGCUCAAUAUUUGUCUGAUGUCAUAACUCCUGGGAUGACAGUACGGUGUUGCAAAGCAUAUGAAUGUGUUGCACUUGGCGAUGUCGGUCAGGUACAGAAAGUGGAAAGGGAUAUAAAACAAAAUGUCUUCCUCCAUGUUGAAUGGCGUGGUUUGGGUCGUAUAUUCGGUGUACGCGCAGUUCAUGCUGAGGUCGUAUCAGGAGGGCCGCCGUUUGCGCCCGGCGAUCGUGUGAGAGUGCGAGCCGCAGUGACGCAACCGCGUUAUAAAUGGGGCUGUAUAGACCACAGCAGCGUGGGCACUGUUACUGCAAUAUCAACCAACGGCCGCGAUUUGACAGUGGACUUCCCACAACAACCUGGUUGGACGGGACAAGUCAGUGAAAUGGAACUAGUCACCGAUCAAUCGGAAUGGGGUGAAAGUGCUGGAGGAACGGCAGUAGGUUGGCGCGGGGCAGUGCGCGCGGUGCGAGUAUCCUCUUGUAGGCCGGGGGCCGGCGCUCGGAGGCUGCUGGACUCGCAACCUCACACCUACUGGCAGAGCUCCAGCGGCACCGGCCAGCAUUGGAUCCGCGUAGAAAUGCGUUGCGGCGUGCGCGUGCGCCGCCUCGGGCUAGGAGUGGCAGGUGGGAUUCAUGGCGCCGCAGCAUUAGCCGUUCGCGCCGGCGCCAGCUUUGAAGACGCGGCGCUCGCGCCUCUGGCCGCGGUACCGUGUACACCGGCGCCGGCGCAUUCAAGAGAUAGACCGCCGACGCAUUUGGCUCAGAUACAGCUGCUGGCGGACUGCAAGCAGUAUUACCCGUGCAUUGAAAUUGGUAUAAAACAAAAUCGCAACGUAAAUGCCGACUGUCGAGUCCAUGGUCUGUACAUCACUGGCUUCAGACCAAAUCCUCUCUAUAAUGAUGUUCUUAUGAGCAUGAAUUUUGUAGCUGAAGAUUGGAUGGAAAAAGACAAUCCUACUGGAGCAGUUUCUGCUGACAAUAAUCCUCCUUCUUUGCCUACUGAUUGCCCAAAGGUUUUUGUAUGGGGUCUGAAUGAUAAAGACCAAUUGGGUGGCGUGAAAGGCUCCAAAGUAAAAGUGCCCGUAUUUUCUCCCAGCCUCAGCGCUCUAAGACCCGUUCACAUCGCUGGCGGCUCUAAAACGCUAUUCAUCGUAUCCCAUGAUGGAAAAUUGUAUGCCUGUGGCGAGGGCACUAAUGGUCGUCUCGGGCUCGGACAUAGCAACAACGUGUCAAGCCCACGAGCCAAUCCAUACUUGUCGCACGUUUUGGUGCGUCGUGUGGCUGUGCAUUCUGGAGGGAAACAUGCGUUGGCUCUCACUGCUGAUGGGAAGGUUUAUUCGUGGGGCGAAGGCGAAGACGGUAAACUAGGGCACGGAAACCGCCUUACACUAGAAACUCCACGCCUUAUUGAAUCCCUUUCUGGUGAAAGAGUCGUGGGGAUAGCAUGCGGAUCCGCGCAUAGCGCAUGCGUUACGGCUAGAGGACAUCUGUAUACGUGGGGAAUGGGAGAAUAUGGCCGACUAGGUCAUGGGGACGAUACUACGCAGCUGUUGCCCAAAAUGGUGGAAGCUCUAUCAAGUUUGCGAGUGAUACAGGUUGCGUGUGGAUCACGUGACGCGCAAACGUUGGCACUUACGGCUUGUGGGAAAGUAUUCUCGUGGGGCGAUGGAGAUUUUGGAAAAUUAGGAGGUCGUGGUGGAUCCGACGGCUGCGCUGUGCCAAUGAACAUCGAGAGAUUGAACACCCUAGGUGUGGUUCAAGUGGAAUGCGGAGCACAGUUCAGUUUAGCACUGACAAGGGACGGGGAGGUGUGGACUUGGGGCAAAGGCGACUAUUUCCGGUUGGGUCACGGCUGUGAUGCUCACGUCCGGAGGCCUACCUUAGUAGAAGCUUUACGAGGAAGAAGAGUUGUACAUGUUGCAGUCGGUGCUUUGCACUGUUUAGCUGUCACCAGUGAUCAUCAGGUGUGGGCAUGGGGUGACAACGACCACGGCCAACAAGGGAACGGGACAACCUGCGUGAACCGCCGGCCAGCGCUAGUAGCUGGAGUCGAAGGCGUUCAACGAGCAGCUGCAGGGUCUUCGCACUCGGCCGCCUGGUCUUUGAGACCUUCUGUUUUACAAAAUGAUACACGAACACCGCAUAUUGCUCCGUUUGCAUUUCCCACGCCGAAAGACCCGCUUGGCGCGCAGAGCUUAGGCUUAUAUACAGAAGACCCCGUAGUAGAAGAGCCGCAGAGCCCGCGUCCGUCGCUGGCGGCCGCAGCGCUCUCACUGGAGCCACCGGUGGCUGUCCAACACGCGCUUUCGCUUAUUCUUCUCGCACUUCAUAUAGCGCAAGCGCGGAGUCUACUAGUAGAAUCCCUGAAAGCGCACGAGGCGUGCUCGGCUGCGGCGCCCGUGACCGCGGCGCUGGACACCGAGGACGAGGACGCUGAAGGAGACGCCCGCACCGGUGGGGGCGAAGCCCCGGCUGACAGAGCUACUUUACCGAGUGGUGCAAGCAGCCCUCUCAGCGGAUCAGUGUCCUCUCGACACUCCGCCGUGAUGUCAUCAAGUGCGGUGUCGGUGGCCGCUGCGACCAUGACUGUACAACAAGCGGAAGCGCCUAAAAUGACACUAGACGACUUCACGUCCCAACUGGGAGAGUCAGACGCGAGAGCGCUGGUGGACCUCCUCAAGUUAGCCGCGGCGGGCAGGAUCCCCGACGCGAACAUUGCUGUUAAGAUUAUCACCGAUGUUUUGAUGGCUUUAUGCGCCAGCAAGCCGGCCGUAGCAGACAUGGUGGUGGAAGUUUGUGUGUGUGAACUGGAGGAGGCGGCGGCCGGCGCUGGCGUGUCCCCCCCGCACCCCGUCACUGUGGACAGCCCGCACCCCUACGCUGAUGAUACUCACAUCUCAGGCGUAGUGAAGAUCCCCGGCGCGUCGUCUCUCCGCGUGGUGUUCGAGCAGGGUUGCUCCACUGAGCGCCGCAACGACCCGCUCACGAUCUCCGACGCUACGGGCCGAGUGCUGGCCACUCGCUCGGGCAGGGAGCCCGCUGACUGGGCGCAAGAGAUCCUAGUGCAAGGUGACGAACUACGUUGGAGAUUCACAAGUGAUGGUUCAGUUAACGGAUGGGGCUGGAGGUUCACGGCUCAUCCAAUACUCCCAACCCAUUCAGUUGCUGAGAGUGGUUCAGACCGAUAUGUGCUAUCGUGUCCAUCUGUAGAACUAGCGUGGCGUUUGUUGGACGGCCCGCUGCUGGCGGCCAUAUCGAACGAUCACCAACUGGCGCCCAGGUUGGCCCAAGCGUUAGCCAUAUGUGCGCAAAUGCCGACUUUGUCAUGGCGGGGUCGAGUCUGGUGCGUCCGUCGUUUGCGCGGAGUGGUGUGCGGCCGCGGAGGCAGCGGCGACGCCGGCAUCGGGCCCCCGCCCGCCCUACAUCAUCUGCCGCAGCUGCUGCAAACCCAGUACGAACACGAGGAGCCCGCGCUCAGAUCCGGAACACAUUUGAUGCAUACGCAUUAUCUUAAGGAACUAGCCUGGCUAGCAUGCGGCCUACGCAUGGACACGCGCGUCUGCAACGGGCCCGAAGCGGGCCGUUGGACGUGGUUCAAGAAAUAUUGUCUAUGCAUUCGCACGGCCGACGCUCUCAUUCGCCGAGUGCAAAUGCCCAUGACCUUCCUAGCCGAUGUCCGGAAGCGGUUGUCCGAUUUGGGCGUCUAUAACGUGGAAGAGAGUAGCACAGAUGCUCAGUACCCGUGGGAGGAUAAUACCAAAUUCACACGGCAGCAUGAUGAGCAGUUGCUGCAUUGGGUUAAUAAACGUCCCGAAGACUGGACGGGCUGGUGGAACGGCAGUACCCGCGGUUGCGCGGUGUACGGCUGGGGCCACAACCACCGGGGCCAGCUCGGCGGGGUGGAGGGGGCCAAGGUCAGGACCCCCACCCCUUGCCUCGCCCUCGCGGCGCUGAACCCCGCCCAGCUGGUGGGAGGGGAACAGACUUUGUUUGCCGUCACUCCUGACGGGAAGGUGUAUGCUACUGGAUAUGGUGCUGGCGGGCGCCUCGGAAUAGGCGGCAUAGAUUCAGUAUCCCAACCAACUCUAUUAGCUUCUAUUCAACAUGUGUUCAUUACCAAGGUGGCUUGCAAUUCUGGUGGCAAACAUUGUUUGGCUUUGUCAGCUGACGGUGACGUUUAUAGUUGGGGUGAAGGUGAAGACGGCAAACUAGGCCACGGGAAUCGAGUGAGCUACGAUCGUCCGAAGUUGAUAACAGCAUUAUCCGGUAUGGAAGUGGUGGCCAUAGCCUGUGGAGGAGCUCACUCGGCGUGUCUGACAGCUCGCGGCCGCAUAUUCACGUGGGGUAAAGGGCGGUAUGGACGCCUAGGGCAUGGGGACUCGGAGGACCAAUUAGUUCCUAAGAUGGUGGACGCCCUUUCAAUGUAUCGGGUCAUAGAUGUAGCGUGUGGUUCUGGCGACGCUCAAACUCUUUGCAUCACUGACGAUGACAACGUGUGGUCUUGGGGCGACGGAGAUUACGGGAAACUAGGUCGUGGAGGGUCAGAAGGAUGCAAAUUACCAAUGCGCAUAGACUGUCUCAAAGGGUUACGUGUUGUUAAAGUCGAAUGUGGAUCUCAAUUUUCUGUCGCCUUGUGCCAAUGUGGGAGCGUGUACACAUGGGGAAAAGGGGACUACCACAGAUUAGGACACGGCAGUUACGAACACGUGCGGAGACCAAUGCGUGUCACUGGUAUGCAAGGAAAGACAAUCGUGUCUAUAGCCACAGGGAGUCUACAUUGCGUCGCGUGUACGGAUACUGGCGAAGUUUAUACGUGGGGUGACAACGAUGAGGGACAACUCGGGGACGGCACUACGCUGGCAGCGCAGAGGCCGAGACUUCUGAUGGCUUUACAGGGUAAACGCGUAACGCGCGUGGCGUGCGGCAGUGCGCACACAGUGGCACUGUGCGUGGAAGCUGCGCGCGCACCGCGGCCCCCGCCCGCGGCCCCGCUCGAGUGCCAUCUGCUGCGGGAGCUGGCGCCGCAACUCGUCUGCAAUAGGCUGGUGUUGUUACAUCAAUUCUCGGAAUUGGUAUGUCCGAAGCUGCCGCUGUUGAUACUAGAUGGACCUCUGGAUCAACUCAGAACGUUGUUGUUUUACAGCGUCAAAGAAGCUGCUUUUAGAAAGGCAAUAAUGGCGACAAUGGUUCGCGAGCGCCAACACGGGCCGGUGGUGGAGCUAUCGCGGGUGGCGGCGCGGCGGGCGCGGCGCGGCGGCGCGGGGCUGGCGGGGGCGGCGGGCAUGCGCUCCGUGUUCGGUCAGAUGGUGGCGCGGCUGCCGGCGCUCACGCAGGACGCGCUGGCACUGCCCAACAGAGUGUGGAAGGUCAAGUUUGUUGGAGAGAGUGUGGACGACUGCGGCGGCGGCUACAGCGAGAGUAUAGCCGAGAUGUGCGAGGAGCUUCAGAACGGCUCUCUCCCAUUGCUAAUGGCGACGCCCAAUGGACGCGGCGACGCUGGUGCCUCGAGAGACGCAUUCUUAUUGAACCCCACUGCCAACACGCCUUUACAUCUCAAUUGCUUCAGAUUCUUGGGUGUCCUAAUGGGUAUAGCAAUCCGAACGGGUUCUCCUCUAUCUCUUUCACUCGCUGAAGGCGUGUGGAGACAACUGGCGGGUCAGCCUCUGAGGCCGCAAGACCUGGCCGAAGUGGACAAAGACUUCUUGCCCGCACUACUCUGUAUCAGAGACAUGACGCCCAGUAAUAAGGAGUUGCAAAAUUUGGAGUUGCCAUUCUCAAUACCGUCGGCAGCGGGGCACGAGGUUCCGUUGUCGACGCGACACAAACGUGUGACGCCGGACAAUAAGGAUGAAUACGUUCAACUAGCUUUACAUUACAGACUGCACGAGUUCGACGAGCAAGUUCGCGCGGUUCGCGAUGGCAUGUCGCGGGUUAUUCCCGCGCCUCUCAUCGCUCUGUUCAGCGCUUCGGAGCUGGAAACCCUGGUGUGCGGAUCGCCUGACAUUCCUGUCCACGCGCUGAGGGCCUCCGCUACUUACAAAGGAAUCGAACCCAACGCGCCCCUAGUGCAGUGGUUCUGGGAGGUGAUGGAGGAGCUAUCGGGCAGCGAGCGGGCGCUGUUCUUGCGGUUCGUGUGGGGCCGCACUCGGCUGCCGCGGGCGCCGCAGGACCCCAGGCAGCGGGACUUCGUGCUGCAGGUUUUGGACAAGUACCACCCACCUGACCACUUCUUGCCCGAGAGCUACACAUGUUUCUUCCUACUCAAGAUGCCGCGGUAUUCGUGCAAAUCAGUAUUACGAGAAAAAUUAAGAUACGCAAUUCACUUCUGCAAGAGUAUAGACACGGACGAGUACGCGCGCGUGGCCCUGAGCGCGGCGGAGCGAGUCUCCUCAGAAGAGUCUGACUCCGAAGCGGACGCCGCGCCUGCGCCCGCGCAACCCUCACUCUACGCCGUCACCAGGGCCCCUACGUGGCUUUAAUGUUACCUUACAUGUCGUCUGAAGUCGUCAGUCUUAUUGCUGUUUUAGACUCAAAAUAUCAUUGAUGAUGAAGGCUCCGGCCCGAUUGCUCCGUUGUCUGUUUUGAAGUCCGUCGGUGGAUUAAAGCAGGAUUGUAUCGAAUUUCCACGUAUGUCUAAACACGUCAAUGUCCUACGUCAAACCUAUGGCAACAACGGAGCGGCAACGCCCAAUGCAGUCGGAACUUUGAACUGGUUAAAUAUAGAUUAUUUGAACUCUAUUUGUUAAGUUCACAUAGUGCCGUUCCUAUAGUAAUUUAUAGUUCAUAACGUAGUCGCUAAAGAAUGAACGAAAGUAAGUAAAUAAACUAAGUUGAAAAAUAAUAAUAUGACGUCAAAAACAUCGACAACAAUAAUAAUAAUGAGAAAAUGCGUAAAAUGUGGACUUUGGCAAAAAAAAUUAAAAUAGGCAAGAUUUUAAGGACUGUAUUUUCGCGAUAAUUUGUAACGGAAUACUCGAUGUUAAUAAUGAAUUUCGGACUUCCUUAUAUUGUCGAAUCAAUAUAAGUUAACGUUAUUUGUGUGUCAAUUUCUAGCUCGGUUUCCUUUAUAGCAUUCCAUCCAUAGCUUAAUCGGUAUUUGAAUAAGUAAGCCACACCGUGAUAGAUUAAUUUGGCCUUUACGAAAAAUUGACAAUUUUGUUGAGACAUAAAAUAUACACGCAAAAAUGACAAUUUCACGUAGUAAAGCCAAAUACCAGGUAAAUAAGAAUUUAAAUAGCUUUUGUUUUGCAACGUAUCGUUAAAUCAGCUUAGCUCACGGUGGGCUCCUUCAAUUAUCCUCGAUAUUAAAUAAAUAAUAUGCCAAUAAAGUUUGGUGACAAUUAGUGAUUAAUAUUAACUAUACAACGACAAGGCAACACUGCCAACAUUCCAUUUUUGUCGUAUUCUCUUUUAACAAUGUCCGAACCGUUUUAAUGUUUAUGGAUGUAUGAAUACUCAUAACUUUAUAUUCAGUAUCAAUCAUCAAUCAUAUAUAAUAAAUCAAACCACAUUGGUUUCUGUCAAUAACAAAUUUUGAUAAGGUUUAUUUCAAAUUAAUAUAUCAAACAUAACUCAUUCAAACAAACAUUACAGUCGAACUUGCACGCUAUUCACAGUAAGUUUACAAAGUUUCUGUGUACCACGGGAUAUCAUCAAAAAAUGUCUUUCCUUAAAAGUGUUUAUGAAAAUAUAUAUAGAAGACUCAAUUUUAAAAUGUUAUAUAUCGUAUGCAAGCGUACGUACAUAGAUAUUAUGUCUGCUAAAAUUAUGUUGCUUUUGUUCGUAGAUAUUAACGGUUAGGUUGAUAUUUGAAGGUGAAUAGGAGCUUGCAGUGACUGUGAUUGUUGCGGUUGAAGAAGGUUGUCUUAGAAUUCGCCGAAAUUGACCAUGUGUGGCUCUUUCACGUUGUUUAGUACACACAGAGAUGAGUGUUUUUAGCAGGUUGAAGCCGAAGCGAAGGUGCAUUCCAAAAUAAAUUCAAUUCGGUUUACUUUGGUCAAAGCCGGCUGAUGCCGUUCUUCGGCCGGAACUAUAAUUGUUUUGUAUGAUCAAUACACUAUACCUAUUUUCAAUGAAGGACCUUGUUCUGGGACAUCUAGAAAUAUUUGUAACUGGUCAAUAAGAAUGUACCGUUAGAUAGGUUUUGUACUAAUGUUGAAUUUUACAGAACAAAUGAAGAACUAGUCAUGUUAAUGUUGCAAUCCGCUGGUAUUUUGGACUUGAUAGUUAAGGAUAUUUAAAAGUUCACGUUCUUUCAAAAGUAUUAAAGAAAUUAAUUGUAUUAAUGUUAGCAAAAAUGCGUCUUUCUAUUUUCAAAUCUGCUAAGUCCACAAAAGAAUGCAAUACUGUUACGGGAAUCACUUUUAAUUUAGAUUCCCAUACACUUUGAAAUUAAAAUUAAUAUUGGGACGCAUUUCUUUCGCAAUAUUUGUUUGUUAGUAAGAAAUACACUACGAAUAGAUCUCGCUUUGCUACAUUCAUAAUUUUGUCUUUUUGGUGCUAGUGCUUCACGAUUAGUAUUAAAUUUUGUACUGGAAAUUAGUGGUAAAGCACAAAAUAAUCGAUGUCACGUUAGUAGGUACUAUGUAACUGUACUUUGGCUUCAUUUUACAUCACUAGAAUUUAGAAACUUCUUAACCCCCGGCCACACUAUGCAAUGUCGUAAUAUACCUCAAUGAACUACCUAAUACUUUUAUUAUUCAACAAGGUUGAGUUUAAAGCUUGCCUAAUCUAUUAGUUAAAUCGCUCAUGAGAUAUUGAAUCUUGUUUAGGCUAGGUAAAGAUUCACCAUCAACGAAAAGGUCUUGAGUGAAUAUACGGCAUAUUAUAGUGUAGCCUAAAAUAUAUAUAGUUAAAGGGUAAGAUGUAUCUAUUGAACAUUUGAUGGGUUUGUCUUCUAUUAUUUAAAUUUCCCAAGUGAAAUUACCCGUGGUUAAUGAUAUUUUUCAAUGGAUACAUAUAUGCCUUGUGAAGCUAUAUUUUUCCCAAAAUAAACUAUUCUUGUAACACCAAAGAGUAAUCUGAUAAGAAAAGAACAACUAUUUUCUUAAGACUUUUUUGUCUUACAAUUGAUCUGAAUAUUUCUGUGUUAUGAUUUGUUCAAUGCAGCAUUAUGUUUAUUUUAUACAAGCCUAUAAGUAUAAUAAAUAUUUAUUUCAA